UUCGUUUGGACAACGCAACACUUGUUAGACCUAUUCCUUCUCUCCCCUCCCACCAUACACUAUUAACCCUAUUUUUUAAUUAAUCAAAGAGGUCACUCUACAAAAGUCUCCUCCUUCAGUUUCCUCUUUUCGUUUGAAAAAAAACUAAAAUUCUCUGCUAUGGCGAUUGAGAAUAACAACAAUGGAGUGAAUUUUUGUACGGUGAAGAGGCCGAAGACGAAGAUAGUAUGUACUUUGGGGCCAGCAUCUCGAUCGGUGCCGAUGAUCGAGAAGCUUCUACGGGCAGGCAUGAACGUGGCCCGAUUCAACUUUUCUCAUGGAUCUCACGACUAUCAUCAGGAGACUAUUGACAAUCUCCGUCAAGCUAUGGAGAGUACCGGUAUUCUCUGUGCCGUUAUGCUUGACACCAAGGGUCCAGAAAUUCGAACAGGGUUUUUAAAAGAUGCUAAGCCUGUUCAACUUAAACAGGGUCAGGAGAUCACAAUCUCAACUGAUUACAGCAUUAAAGGUGAUGAGAGUAUGAUAUGCAUGAGCUACAAAAAGUUAGCAGAGGACGUAAAGCCACAAAGUGUGAUCCUCUGUGCAGAUGGCACAAUCACCUUUACAGUUUUGUCUUGUGACAAAGAGAACGGUUUGGUACGAUGCCGCUGUGAGAACACUGCUGUUCUUGGUGAAAGAAAGAAUGUCAAUCUCCCGGGAGUAAUUGUGGAUCUGCCAACAUUGACAGAUAAAGACAAGGAUGACAUUUUAAACUGGGGAGUUCCGAAUCAUAUUGACAUGAUUGCGUUAUCUUUUGUUCGUAAGGGUUCAGAUCUCGUGGAGGUUCGGAAGCUGCUAGGUGAACAUGCAAAGAACAUUCUUCUGAUGUCUAAGGUUGAAAACCAGGAAGGUGUAGCGAAUUUUGAUGACAUUCUUCUCAACUCUGAUGCAUUUAUGGUGGCAAGAGGUGACCUGGGAAUGGAAAUUCCAAUUGAGAAGAUAUUUUUGGCUCAAAAGGUAAUGAUUUACAAGUGCAACAUCCAAGGGAAGCCUGUUGUCACAGCAACACAGAUGUUGGAGUCCAUGAUCAAAUCUCCAAGGCCAACUCGUGCAGAAGCAACAGAUGUUGCCAAUGCUGUUCUUGAUGGCACAGACUGUGUCAUGCUUAGUGGUGAAACAGCUGCUGGAGCUUACCCUGAUCUUGCAGUGGGUACCAUGGCUAAGAUUUGUAUUGAAGCAGAAAGCACAAUUGAUUAUCCAGAUGUUUUCAAAAGAAUUAUGUCAAAUGCCCCAGUUCCCAUGAGCCCAUUGGAGAGCCUUGCAUCUUCUGCUGUUCGAACCGCUAACUCUGCAAAAGCUGCUCUUAUCCUAGUGUUAACCAGGGGAGGAAGUACUGCAAAAUUGGUGGCCAAGUACAGACCUGGAAUGCCUAUAUUGUCGGUGGUUGUCCCCGAGAUCAAAACUGAUUCUUUUGAUUGGACUUGCAGUGACGAGUCUCCAGCAAGGCAUAGCCUUAUAUUCAGGGGAUUGGUUCCCGUUCUCCAUGCAGGAUCUGCUAGGGCUUCUCAUGAAGAGUCUACAGAAGAAGCACUGGACUUUGCUCUUCAACAUGCCAAAACAAAAGGGUUAUGCAAGCAAGGAGACUCCGUUGUAGCCCUACACCGUGUUGGAACUGCAUCUGUGAUCAAGAUUGUUACAGUCAAGUGAUAGAUGAACUUUGACGCGUGCUUUUUGGGUUUCUGUUGUUGCAAAAGGGUAACUGAUAAAUGUUUUUGCUUGUUUCACUGAAUCAUUUUCUGCCUUCUAGAGAAGGAACUUAUGACUAUACCUUAUAUUAUGUCUCUAUAUAACGCCUGGCUGUUUUUUGCUUUGGCUGGAGUUUCAUACCCUUUUAUCUUUUUAUGCAAUUUGUCUACAGACACAGAUAUGAUGCGAAAUAAAUUCCUUGUGCCUUCAAUUUA
This is a messenger RNA of Nicotiana tabacum (common tobacco), 1940 nucleotides long. The record is from RefSeq and is a predicted model, not a curated record. NCBI's taxonomy places the organism in Eukaryota, Viridiplantae, Streptophyta, Magnoliopsida, Solanales, Solanaceae.